Messenger RNA from Ochlerotatus camptorhynchus, 1761 nucleotides. RefSeq names its product WD repeat-containing protein 55 homolog. The coding region runs from base 203 to 1621 and encodes 472 amino acids. Gene Ontology annotation, molecular function: protein binding. The record is from RefSeq and is a predicted model, not a curated record. Lineage: Eukaryota; Metazoa; Arthropoda; Insecta; Diptera; Culicidae. The transcript is spliced from 4 exons.
GUUUUUGUUUUUGUAUUGCUUGUCGUUCCUCCGUGCAGUGUCGCCGCGAGAACAAAAACAAAUUCGUCAGCCUUUUUCACACGUUGUGAAUUUUGUGCUUGGUGAAAAAUCGGCUCUAAACCGUUGCAAGGGCUUCUAUUACGUGAAGUUUUCAGCUCAAUUGCCAGCGAACACGCAGAACGGCCUCAAAAUUCACGACAAAAUGAGGAAUUUCAAUUCGCCGAAAUUCGGUCACUCGAUGGGAGAUGAUUCCGACGAUGAUGAGUUUGAUUCCGGGACGGAACCGGAAUUUAUACUGGAGCCGUACAUUUUAGAGGAGUUUCGCGUGAUGGACGAUGUUGAGGACGAUGAGGCGGAAGAAGAGGAGGGAUCGGACUACAAUCCGAAUGAAGAAAUUGUAAUUGGAACUUCGUCGAGUGAUGAAGAUGAUUCGGAUGAUUCAGAUUCUGACAAGGAAGAAGGAACUGCGAACGGCGAAGAUGGAGAGGACAGCAGUACGAAAAACUCGACCCCAAAGAGGGCGAUUGACGAUUACGACGAGGAGAUGGAGGAGGAUGAAGUAAUCAAGGCAAUCAUUACGGAGAUCAAGAAACCGAGAUCGAAACCUCCGGACAUAAAGACCGAAGAUUUUGUAACGGAUCUGUGCUUUCAUCCGGAUCAGGAUAUUCUUGCCGUGGGGACAACUACCGGAGAUGUAAUCCUUUAUAAGUUCACGAACGAUGAGUGCACCAUUGUGAACACUCACGAAGCACAUUCCAAAUCUAUUCGGGAUGUAGAGUUCAACACGGAAGGGGAUUUGAUCAUUUCGACUGCGAGGGAUCGGACAAUUAUGGUGACGGAUGUCGAAACAGGAAAGUUGAAACGAUUCUGGGACGAUGCCCAUGAGGAGCCAGUCUAUACGAUGAGUAUGAUUAGCGAGCAUACGUUUGCCACGGGUGACGACGGCGGAGUGCUGAAGCUGUGGGAUCUCAGGCAGAAGGAACAGAUUUUCAAGCUGAAGGAAGUGGAAGAUUUCAUUUCCUGUAUUAUUACGAAUGAGCAGAAAAAAUAUCUGCUGAUGACGAGCGGGGACGGUUAUUUAACGACGAUCAACCUACCACAGAGGAAAAUGUACGUUCAAUCAGAGCCGUACGAGGAAGAGUUGACCUGCAUGGGUAUCUUCCGAAAAGACAGUAAACUCGUUGUGGGUUCGUCGAAGGGCAACUUCUACACCUUCAACUGGGGGCAAUUCGCUUACCAUUGCGAUGCUUUUAUUGGUCCAAAAGCAGGCGUCAACAAGAUGGUACCCAUUACGGAACGGAUAGCGGUGACCGGUGGUGAAGACGGUAUUCUCCGCGCGAUGCACCUGGUCCCGGGUCGGGUUCUCGGCGUUGUCGGUCAGCAUUCGUUAGCAGUGGAGACGAUCGACAUCAACAGUACCGGAGAGCUGAUUGCUUCCAGCUCGCAUGACAACGAUAUCCGCUUCUGGAACAUCAAAUAUUUUGAAGACUUCGAUGACAUCAAGUACAACAGUAAACCAGACAAGAAAGCGGUGAAACACAAUCUACCGUCAUCGAAGCAGACCAACGCAGCGGAUUUCUUUUCCGAUUUGGCCGGCCAGAAUGGGAACGAUGGCGACUGAAGGGGAACAAAGCGUAGGAGUUAAAGUUUUCGGUUUAUCAAUAAUGAUUCAAAGACACAUAAUUGAGUUAUUCAGUUCCGCCGGAGGUAAGUUUGUCAUAUUCUUUUUUGAACAGUGGGCCUGUGGGUGAUCAAAUGUUU